AUGCCUCCUGGGCGUGGGCCUCUCGCCCUUGUGGCGUCGGCAUUGCUAGUGGAAACGGUCCACGCAAUACCGACCACACAUUUUGACCGAUUCUUCCCGUUUUGGAAUGACCCGGGCAUCAGCUGCAUCUUCGAGACCCUGCCUGAACACAGGAAGGCUGAUUUGAACGCCAGCGCCAUCAUCCUGGGCCUGUUGCCAACAAGUUUGUACCGUAGUAAAGUUUGGGCAGCACACCGCCUGAAACGGGCGCUGCUCUCCCUGCAACGCCCCUUUGGCCCCCUGCUCGCCACGCUGCUAGCUCUUGGAAGCCCGUCAGUUACGGCCAUGGAAACUAGUACUACGUACAGGGCAGGGCAGUAA
Pyricularia grisea is the source of this 360-nucleotide messenger RNA. RefSeq lists its product as uncharacterized. The transcript is spliced from 2 exons. The record is from RefSeq and is a predicted model, not a curated record. The coding region runs from base 1 to 360 and encodes 119 amino acids. NCBI's taxonomy places the organism in Eukaryota, Fungi, Ascomycota, Sordariomycetes, Magnaporthales, Pyriculariaceae.